Xenopus laevis (African clawed frog) is the source of this 1245-nucleotide messenger RNA. Its product is annotated as alpha-1,4-N-acetylglucosaminyltransferase. The transcript is spliced from 3 exons. The record is from RefSeq and is a predicted model, not a curated record. Bases 108 to 1133 code for a protein of 341 amino acids. Lineage: Eukaryota; Metazoa; Chordata; Amphibia; Anura; Pipidae.
GUAAAACACAUUCAUUUGACAGGUGAUCCCUUAGUUGGGUGACUGAGCGUCCGAAAAGAACCAUCUCCAUAAGUGCCAGAACAAGUUGGAAAGCCCCAUAAUCAACAAUGGUACCAAAUAUAAAAAUCUUUAUCAUUUUGCUAUGUCUGCUGGCUGUUGGCUUACUCUAUAGAGUCACUAUUAAAGGGAAAGCUUUCAACAUUAAAGACUUCAGAACUUUAAUUUUUUCUGCAAAGAUUACUCCAGAACGUAUUUUAUAUUCAGGAAAUGGCAUCAUGUUUGUAGAGACAGAGAAGAUGGAUCUGCCUCACUAUGUGCUAUGUUCAAUUGAGUCAGCAGCUCGUGUUAACCCUGAUAGACCGGUGGCUUUUUUCAUGAAAGGUCUAACAGACAUAAACUCAAAAGAAGAUGAGGACAGAGCACGGAUGAGUUACCCAACGCUUUUACCUUAUGAUAAUAUCUACUUUUUCCCUCUUACAAUGAAUGUAUUACUUAACAACACUCCACUUAUGCACUGGUAUCAAAAGGUUAAUCCUAAAAGUGGAGAAUACCGGAAUCCUGUGAUCUUAGAUGCAUGCAAGUUGGCUCUGAUUUAUAAAUAUGGUGGCAUUUAUAUGGACACUGAUAUUAUAACAUUACGACCAGUACCAGAACAAAACUUCCUGGCUGCUGAAGAAUCUCAGCUGUCUACUACAGCAGUAUUUGCAUUUGAUCGUCAUCAAAUGAUCAUCUUGCAGUUCAUGCAAGAGUUUGUCAAGAGUUAUGAUGUGACUGCAUGGGCACAGCAAGGACCUUUUCUCUUCACUCGAAUUCUGAACCAAUUUUAUUGUAAAGUGCCUCCAUUCAAAGGCAAGGAAGACUUAAAGUGUGGAACAAUCUUAUUUUUAAAUACUGAACGUUUUUUUCCAAUCUCACGUCUAGAGUGGAAAAGGUUCUUUGAAGUAAAGGAAAAACAUCCUACUUUUAAUAACUCAUAUGCUUUGAAUACCUUUAGUUAUGCCAAUCGCAAGGAGAACACGAUGAUGGUUCCUGGAAGCAACACACUGAUGGAACAUAUUUAUAAGAAGCACUGCCCCAUUACUUAUCAUGCUGUUUUGGAAAAAAAAACAUUGUACCAUAAAUUUGGGCCAUAAGUCCUAAACAAAAGUAGACAGAAAAUAUAGCACUAAAUAAGAAUAUUUUAUUGAUUCAUUAUAAUACAAAUUAUGUGUUUCAUUUUUGUUUUUGUAGAAAGGUUUUGACUGU